UUUUCAUCUUCUCUUUGGAGAAGCCCUCUGACAAUCGCGAGGCCCAGUGAAACGUCAAGUGUCUUGAAUCUGUAAUUAAGAGGGGAAGAGCGAAACAUAGAUGUGGAUUUUUGGGGGGAAGGGGCCUUCUGGAUACUCUGCUCGCUCUACAGCUGAAGAAGUGACUCAGGGAAUCGAUGGAACUGGUUUCACUGCAAUUGUCACAGGUGCCUCUAGUGGUAUUGGCGUGGAGACUACAAGAGUUCUUGCUUUACCCGGAGUCCAUGUUAUAAUGGCCGUGAGGAACGUGGAUGCUGGUCGAAGUGUCAAAGAAGCUAUACUUGAGGAGCUCCCAUCUGCUAAGAUUGAUGUGAUGGAGUUAGAUCUCAGCUCUAUGGCAUCUGUUAGGAAAUUUGCGUUAGAUUAUCAAUCAUCCGCUCUUCCCUUGAAUCUUCUUAUUAAUAAUGCAGGGGUAAUGGCAUGUCCCUUCACGCUUUCCCAAGACAACAUAGAACUGCAGUUUGCAACAAACCAUAUAGGUCAUUUUCUUCUGACAAAUCUUUUGCUGGAGAUCAUGAAGAAAACGUCACAGGAAAGCAAUGUAGAAGGAAGGGUAGUGAAUGUUUCCUCAGGGGGUCACCGCCUUGCAUACCGUGAAGGAAUUCGUUUUGAGAAAAUCAAUAAUGAAACGGAGUACAACGCUAUACAAGCCUAUGGACAGACGAAGCUCGCAAACAUAUUACAUGCUAAUGAGCUUGCAAGGCGCUUAAAGGAAGAAGGGGUUCAGAUAACUGCUAAUUCACUUCAUCCUGGAGUUAUAGUGACCAAUAUUGCUCGCCACCACGGCAUUUUCAAUGGUAAAUCUCCAUGCAGGGCGAGUAGCAUUAUUGAUGCCAUGGCUAAGAAAUGCGUCCUGGCAUCAUGAUAAAAUUUUGUUCCACGUGCAAACUUGUCAUACGUAGGACUUAAACA
Molecule: messenger RNA, 951 nt
Organism: Rhodamnia argentea
Lineage: Eukaryota; Viridiplantae; Streptophyta; Magnoliopsida; Myrtales; Myrtaceae
Product: short-chain dehydrogenase TIC 32, chloroplastic-like
Exons: 7
Coding region: 101-904 (267 amino acids)
Source: RefSeq, a predicted model, not a curated record